Messenger RNA from Manihot esculenta (cassava), 920 nucleotides. Its product is annotated as probable acetyltransferase NATA1-like. Gene Ontology annotation, molecular function: N-acetyltransferase activity. Lineage: Eukaryota; Viridiplantae; Streptophyta; Magnoliopsida; Malpighiales; Euphorbiaceae. The transcript has a single exon. Bases 63 to 761 code for a protein of 232 amino acids. The record is from RefSeq and is a predicted model, not a curated record.
CGUACAAUCCCCGCUUCGCUAGAAACGUCGCUAGGCUAUAUUCUCCGCAUCUCCUAACGAAAAUGGCAGCCGCUGCUCCGCCUCCUCCACCAACCCCUGCCCCGGAGGCUCCUACUGGACUCCCUGACUCCGAUUCCAUCCCCGUCGGCCAUCCUCUCUUCUCCAGGAUCCGCCUCGCAACUCCAGCUGAUGUCCCACACAUCCACAAAAUGAUCCACCAAAUGGCCAUCUUCGAGCGCCUAGCUGAUCACUGCAUCGCCACCGAGUCCUCCCUCUCUUCCACCCUGUUCAACCACGCACCUUUUUCGUCCUUUACCGUCUUCCUUCUGGAGGUUUCUCCCAACCCACUUCCCAAAAUCACUUCUCCAAACUUCACACCCAUUGAGCGUAUCGUCCAACUCGACCUUCCAGUCAUCGACCCAGAAGCUGAAUUAUUCAAGAAUGGGACUAAUGAUGUAGUGGUAGCUGGGUUCGUCCUCUUCUUCCCUAACUAUUCGACGUUUCUAGCGAAGCCGGGAUUGUACGUGGAGGAUUUGUUCGUGAGGGAGUGUUACAGAAGGAAAGGAAUGGGGAAAAUGCUGCUGUCGGCGGUGGCUGCGCAAGCGGUAAAGAUGGGAUAUGGGAGAGUGGAGUGGGUGGUGCUGGAUUGGAAUGUGAAUGCUAUCAAGUUUUAUGAGGAAAUGGGUGCGAAGAUUUUAACAGAAUGGAGGAUUUGCAGGUUGACUGGUGAAGCUCUUGAGGCCUAUCGUGAUACCUUUUGAGGUUUGCAGGCAAAGUUUAGGGUCAGGGUUUUGUUUGGUUUUCAUUUGAUAUUAAGCUGGAGAACUAAACUGAUACUGUAAUGAAGAGUUUUUGAAUGAAAAUUGGUGAAGGAAGUUGUGAGAUUUUAGUUAUAUAUACUAUGAUGUUUUUGCUGCAAG